UUCACGUCCGACAAUAUCCUUGUCCCAUCUGAAAGGAGCUGACCAGUAAUGCUUGAGUACAAUUACACUGACUAUGAGGAUGAAGUCUGUGAAAAGGGCGAUGUGGUCAGAUUUGGAUCCAUCGUCAUCCCUGUUUACUUCUCUGUGGUGAUCACCCUGAGCCUCACAGGAAAUAUUCUUGUCCUUGUGAUCCUGGCUCUGUACGAGAACCUCAAGUCCCUCACCAAUAUCUUCAUCCUCAACCUGGCCAUCUCUGACCUCGUCUUCACCACUGGCCUCCCCUUCUGGGCAAUCUACCACAUCUGGGGCUGGUUAUUUUCAGAGAUUCUCUGCAAAAUCGUGACUUUUGUCUUCUUCACUGGGUUCUACAGCAGCAUCCUGUUCCUGACCAUCAUGACCAUCUACAGGUACCUGGCGGUGGUCCACCCUCUCUCUGACCUGAAGAUGCAAAAACUCAGCACCGGUAUUUCCCUGUCUCUCCUAAUGUGGAUUAUAAGUAUUGGAGCAGCCCUGCCCUCCCUGCUCUACAGCUCCGUCAUCUCCAUCCCCCACAAGGAUACACACUCCCUGGGCUGUGAAUGCGAAUCCACCCUGUGGAAAAUCUUCACUAUCUCCCAGCAGAAUAUUUUUUUCUUGGUUGCUUUUGUGGUGAUGGGUUUCUGCUACAUCCGAAUACUCGUAAAAAUCACACAAACGAGAUCCCACACAAGGAACAGAGCAGUGAAGCUGGUCUUCUGCAUCGUGGCUGUAUUCUUCAUCGGCUGGGUGCCGUACAACGUGGUGAUAUUUCUCAGGACUCUGGCUGACAACUUGGUCGAACCGUUUGAAGACUGUGAAGUCAGCAUCCAGCUUGAUUAUGCGUUCCAUGUGUGUCGGCUCAUUGCUUUCUCCCACUGCUGCCUCAACCCUGUCUUUUAUGCGUUCGUUGGUGUGAAGUUCAGGAGCCAUCUGAAGUCAAUGCUGCAGCAAAAGUUCAGUCGGCAAAGUCCAGUCGAGGAGCCGCAGGUCAGAAUGCAAAACCUCAUCUCGCACAGAUCACUUUACUAG
This is a messenger RNA of Paralichthys olivaceus (Japanese flounder), 1047 nucleotides long. RefSeq names its product chemokine (C motif) receptor 1a, duplicate 1 (gene xcr1a.1). The record is from RefSeq and is a predicted model, not a curated record. Gene Ontology annotation, molecular function: C-C chemokine binding; C-C chemokine receptor activity. Gene Ontology annotation, biological process: G protein-coupled receptor signaling pathway; calcium-mediated signaling; positive regulation of cytosolic calcium ion concentration. Gene Ontology annotation, cellular component: membrane; external side of plasma membrane. NCBI's taxonomy places the organism in Eukaryota, Metazoa, Chordata, Actinopteri, Pleuronectiformes, Paralichthyidae.